AUGGGUCGCAGAAGGGCCAUCCUAUGGGCACUUUUCCCAUGCUGCAACCCCAAGAAAAAGGCCAAGACAAGAAAUAAGUUGGCCUCAUCCCAAGUCGUGGAAGCAGAGUGCCCGGAGGAGUUGGCAUGUCGACAGCUAAAAGCAUGCAGGGAGCAGCUUCUUAGAAGGGAAGCAGAAAUCUCGGAACUAAAAGCAGAAAGGAACAACACCAGGCUGCUGCUGGAACACCUGGAGCUCCUGGUUUCCCGGUACGUGCCGUCCCUCCAGAUGACGGUGGAGAGGCAUCAGGCGCGGUCCCCAGCCAGCAUGACCAGCGAGUUGGAGGUCCUCAGGGCACUGAGAUUGCUCUUCGAGCACCACAAGGCCCUGGACGAGAAGGUGCAGAGCCAGAGGGAGCAGGGCUGGGAGUCCGCAAAGCAGGCCCGCGUGGUGGCCACCGUGGCCGAGGACUUCGAGACUGACGAGGAUGUGCCUGAUGGCGAAGGUGAUGGGCCCACCCUCUUCAGUUCGGCCGGUCAGCUGCCGCCCAGUGGGCAGGCCGAUGCCGACACUCUGCCUGUGAUGCCUCGGGAGCAGCUGGACAGCAUCAGUGAGGAGACCCGGUGGAUCCAAGAGGAAGAGAGCACGGAGCAGCGGGCCGAGGAGACUGAGAGCAGGGCGGGCAGGGCGCGCUUAGGCAGCCUUCGGCGUUUUGAGUCCCUGAGCUCCCUCAACCUGUGUCCUGCCUCCUCACUUGCCAGCUCCUGCCCGCCCAGCAGGGCGCCCUCCCCACCCCGAAGGAGGCGGCGCAGCCUGGCGCACGAGGGAGACCGGCUGGGCAUCAUGACUGCGGUGCAGAGCCAGAGGGAUCAGGACUGGGAGUCCGCACAGCAGACCCGCGUGGUGGCCACCAUGGCCCAGGACUUCGAGAGUGACGAGGAUGUGUCUGACGGCGAGGGCGACAGGGUCACCCUCUUCAGCUCGGCCGGUCAGCUGCCGCCCAGUGGGCAGGCCGAUGCCGACACUCUGCCUGUGAUGCCUCGGGAGCAGCUGGACACCAUCAGUGAGGAGACCCGGUGGAUCCAAGAGGAAGAGAGCACGGAGCAGCGGGCCGAGGAGACUGAGAGCAGGGCGGGCAGGGCGCGCUUAGGCAGCCUUCGGCGUUUUGAGUCCCUGAGCUCCCUCAACCUGUGUCCUGCCUCCUCACUUGCCAGCUCCUGCCCGCCCAGCAGGGCGCCCUCCCCACCCCGAAGGAGGCGGCGCAGCCUGGCGCACGAGGGAGACCGGCUGGGCAUCAUGACUGCGGUGCAGAGCCAGAGGGAGCAGGACUGGGAGUCCGCGCAGCAGACCCGCGUGGUGGCCACCAUGGCCCAGGACUUCGAGAGUGACGAGGAUGUGUCUGACGGCGAGGGCGACAGGGUCACCCUCUUCAGCUCGGCCGGUCAGCUGCCGCCCAGUGGGCAGGCCGAUGCCGACACUCUGCCUGUGAUGCCUCGGGAGCAGCUGGACACCAUCAGUGAGGAGACCCGGUGGCUCCAGGAGGAAAGGGAGAGCAUGGAGCAGCGGGCCGAGGAGACUGAGAGCAGGCUGCCAGCUUUAAUGGAAGAGGUAGAAGAUGACAAGACUGCCAUCCAAUGUGAAGCCUCGAGCCCUGCCUCGCCGCAGUCCCUUUGGCUGGACCGGCUGCACACGGGGGUGCUGCGCGCAGCCAGCCCAGAGGACGUCAGGGACACCUGCAAACCACCGCCUGCUGAGCUCCCGUCCUCAGCCAGGCAGCACUCGAUGGAGGGCACGUGUGGUCUCCUGUGCAGCAGCUCUCCUGCCACGGCCGGGGACGGCCACCCUGCAGAGGACGGCCCCGGGGGCAACCCCAGCAGCAGCACCAUCAGCCAGGACUCGCUGCACAAAGCCCCGAAGAAGGGCAUCAAGUCGUGCAUCGGCCGCUUGUUUGGAAAGAAGGAAAAGGGCCAGCCUGGACACCCGGCAAGGAGGCCUUAG
Messenger RNA from Rangifer tarandus platyrhynchus (Svalbard reindeer), 1977 nucleotides. Lineage: Eukaryota; Metazoa; Chordata; Mammalia; Artiodactyla; Cervidae. The record is from the annotation of a GenBank genome assembly.